UAAAGACAUACGACGCACAUGCGUGUCGAAAAAUCUCAAGUGAGACGCAACGGUGAUAUAACCUGUAAGCCACGCGCGAAAAUAUUAAUAUCAAUGAAAUAUCGGAUUAACUGAAAAAUGAAGCGACUCAAGAGUGUUAUCGAAGAUGUGAUUGUGCAAUCUGAUAAAAUCCAACCAAUUAUUGUGAACUUUCAACAUGGUAAGCUUAAAGAUGAAGAGGACAAGGAGAUGUCAUGUGGUUUAUUCCGUGAUCAAAGGGAAGAUAAAACUGUUUUGGCAUUAUCAAAUGGACAGAUUGUAUAUAAAGGUUAUAGACCAGAUUUUGAAAAAGAAUCGACAAGGACAAUGCUGGUACUCCAUAAUAAGAGAACAGGCAAAGUACGAUUAUUUGAAGCAGAACGGUGGCAGGUAACUCCAGUACUUGAAAAACCUAUUAUUGAAGACAACAAAAAUGAUAUGGACGAAAAGAUUGUUUUAUUGAAUAAACAAUUUGGGUCGAAGAAAAUUAAACGUAGAACCGAGCAAUUUGAAAGACUGAAAGUGGAUGUUAAUUCUGUUAAGGAGCAACUUGAGAAAACAGUGUCAAAUGUUGAAAUUGAUAGACUAGAUUUAUCGGUUCAAUUACAAACUGAUGACUGUAUUUCCACAAUAUUACCAACAUGCAACAGGGAUGCGAGUAAUGUCAAAGAUGUGUACAAUGUAUAUGACAUUAUUCCAAGGAGUAAACUGGAAAUGUUAUAUGAACAUGCAAUGAAAAUUCUUAAUGGAGAUGUAGAAGAAGAGAAGACUACAUUUUUCACACACACUUUAAAAUUUAUUAAAUCGGAUCCAGAUAAUGUAAACAAGGUUGCUCUCUUACUCUACAUUGAAAUGGUCAGUGUAUGGUGCGAUAUGAUAGCAAAGGAUGUAAAGAAACGCGACAUUAUUGUGUGUCCAAUAUCUGAAGAGGUAAAUCGGCACAUUAUUGACACAUACAGCGUACCCAGCGCACAUGGACGAAUGAGGCCAAAUGUUAUGAAAGAUAAAGGUCUUGUACAUUGCUUGAUCCUUGCACUGAUUGUAUCAAACUUUGAACUGGAUCUUGAAUUGUUUCGAGGUACACUGAAAAGAAAAACUGGUCAGAAGAAACUAAUAAAUUUUGUAAAAAUCAUUGGAGCAGUGUUUUCUAAAAAGGAUAAGAAUAUUAUUAUGCUCAAGGUUCCAUUGCCUUCAGUGACUCUUCUCACUCCAGAGGAAAGAGAGCAAAAUUUGAAUCCACUGCUCUCGACAGGAUGGACUGUUCAGUCAAACAGGGAUGCAAUUUAUAAGGAAUUUGUAUUCAAGAAUUUCAAUGAAGCCUUUGGCUUUAUGACAAGAGUUGCCUUACAGGCUGAAAAGAUGGACCAUCAUCCUGAAUGGUUUAAUGUUUAUAACAAAGUGAAUAUCACUCUCUCAUCUCAUGAUGUUAAUGGUUUAUCAGAGAGAGAUGUGAAACUGGCGACUUUUAUAGACAAAGUUGCCAGCAAAUAAGAUUCUUUUGGCUUAUCUACCUGGGACCUGUCAGAACAUUAUCUAUUCGAAUACUUAUUAUAUACAUGUUAAUGACAAUAAUGAGAAACUUUUGUUAUUACUUAUUUGUAACAUAUAUAACUAAUAUGAAAUAAAUGAGCUUUCUUUAGUUCAUUAUACAUACA
This is a messenger RNA of Nylanderia fulva, 1673 nucleotides long. Its product is annotated as DNA-directed RNA polymerase I subunit RPA49. The record is from RefSeq and is a predicted model, not a curated record. Gene Ontology annotation, molecular function: DNA binding. NCBI's taxonomy places the organism in Eukaryota, Metazoa, Arthropoda, Insecta, Hymenoptera, Formicidae. Gene Ontology annotation, biological process: DNA-templated transcription.